CAUCCCUGCCUAUCCCAGACCCGUAACUGAGGAUGUCCCUGAGUCCCUAACCAGACCAAUAGAUAAAACUAAAAUAAGCCAAUAUUCAAAACAUAGUUUCACCGAAGCGACGACGUCUGUCUCGCCGGCUGCAGCAAAGUAAACCGCCAACAAGCAAUCGCUGGCAAUGGAGCCGGGGCAAACUCCAAAGCUAUCGUCUUUGCGAUGGCAAAUUCUUCGUCGUGCCCUCCGCCAACGCCCCUCCUCUGCACCCGAUAAUCAGUGUGAUGGAUUCCGUUUGGAAUCAAUUUCUCGAAGAGCGAGAUAUGGAUUUGAUUUGAUACCGUGGCAUGUGGUGGGUGAAGGCAGGGGUGUUUCAGAUUCAUUCUCUGACAGGGAAGCUUGUUUGUGCUACACUUUACCCCUCCCUAAUUCACCCAUGCUUUUCCUACGCCAAAGAUGGGAGGCUUCUGUUGAUCUCCAUGAUUUUGAAGUCUGUAAUCAAUAUGACAUUGACAACACAGGACUUGUCUGUCAGUGGCCUUCCGAGGAAAUACUUGCUUAUUAUUCCAUGUCACAUCUGAGUAGCUUCAGGGGUAAAAAAAUAAUUGAACUUGGAUCAGGCUAUGGGUUGGCUGGUCUUGUUAUUGCAAUGGCUACUGAAGCUUCAGAAGUUGUGAUAUCUGAUGGAAAUCCUCAAGUUGUUGAUUAUAUACAGCGAAACAUAGACGCCAACUCGGCCUCAUUUAAUGGUACAACGGUGAAGUCGAUGAUACUGCAUUGGGAUCAGCAUGAAAUUGCUGAUAUGGUUGGUACCUUUGAUGUCAUUGUUGCAAGUGACUGCACAUUUUUUAAGAAAUUUCACAAAAGCCUUGCUCAAAUUAUCAAGCACUUGCUGAAAGAGAAUGGUCCUGCCAAAGCCAUACUUUUCAACCCAAAAAGAGGUGACUCAUUGGAUAUGUUUCUUGCUGCAGUUAAGGAUACUGGGUUGCAAUUCAACCUCAAUGAGACCUAUGAUAUGGAAGUGUGGAAGCGACACAUGAAAUUUAUCAGUGGUGAUCCGUCCUGGCCCAAUUACGAGCCAGAUCACUGCUACCCUCUAUUGAUCAGCAUUACCCGAUGAACAUUAUACUCUGCCUACGACGUUUCUCUUCUGCCACAAGAAGUUUUGGCUUGGUUAAUUUGGACUAACAUUGUGCCCAAAAAGGUGGUUGGUCAUGCGCUGUAGAGCUCGUACAGUCGGUCUCAAAUAACAAUUUUCAAGAUAGUUGAUGAUCGAUUCGCUUAUGUUAAAUAAUACUGUCGGAGUCAGGGUCAGAGCCAGAGCCGGAGCAAUACUCUCCAUCAAUCUUGCGCAGCAGCAGUUAUUAGGUAAAUCAUCCAAAGAUUUGUGGACUUUUGUAAUAUAACUUGUUUUUGAUAUAGUACUUUAGGAAAUGUGAAGUUCUAUGCCGACAAACAACAACAGUUAGGCCCUGUAAAAGAUAGUCUAGUAAUGUGGAUGUAAACUUAUGACUAUGGAUUCUAAUCCGGACGCAUGUAGGUCUUGUUUUU
This is a messenger RNA of Andrographis paniculata, 1533 nucleotides long. Its product is annotated as calmodulin-lysine N-methyltransferase. The coding region runs from base 167 to 1102 and encodes 311 amino acids. Gene Ontology annotation, cellular component: cytoplasm. The record is from RefSeq and is a predicted model, not a curated record. The transcript has 8 exons. Lineage: Eukaryota; Viridiplantae; Streptophyta; Magnoliopsida; Lamiales; Acanthaceae. Gene Ontology annotation, molecular function: calmodulin-lysine N-methyltransferase activity.